UAAUAUAUUAGUUUUUCAUCGUUUGCGCUUUCUGUCCCUUCUCGAGUCAGUCGACAAUCGAAACACGCUACCGUUGCGAUUGCACUUUUUGAAAGUACGACGUGCGACUCGUGCAAUGGAGAAAUAUGAAAAAUCGCAGGAGGAGCCAGGCAAGUUGCGGCAGCUUGUCUUCACGGUGAUCGCAAAUUUGUCAGCGGUGUCCUAUGGAUUCAUGGUGGGAUGGCAAUCACCGUCAGCUCUGCAACUGCAGAAUCCGUCAUCGCCAGCUGUAGGAAGCGAACCUAUGACGGAUAACGCUAUAUCCUGGAUGAGUGCCACUUUAACCUUGGCAGGCACCAUCACGACUAUGCUACUUUCGGUGAUACCUGACAAAUUCAGCCGUAAAAAAUUCGGUUACGUAUUAACGUUGCCGAUGAUACUCGCCUGGCUGUUAAUCAUUGUCGCCACCAAACACAUACAUAUUUAUAUAGCGAAAGCCCUGUGUGGUAUCGCUGGCGCCGGUGUAUUUUUUAUGGUGCCGAACUAUGUGUCGGAGAUCUCAUGCGACAGCAUCCGCGGUAUAUUAGCAAGUCUGAUAGGAUUCUGGUUCAAUUUUGGAAUUCUGCUGGCUUACAUCUUAGGCGGCAUGAUGUCUCUGCACUCUCUCGGUGUAAUUGGCGCGAUUUUGAGCGCUUUAUUCCUCAUAGCUUUCAUCUUCAUACCAGAAUCGCCAGUCUAUUUAAUGCGUGGAAAUCACACGCGCGAAGCAAUUAGAUCAUUAAAUUCGUUGAAAGCUGGAAAUACAGUGGCAGUAGAACAGACAUUGUCGCAUCUACAGUUGCAAAUGAAGGAAGCCUCGUCCACAGGGUCCGCCAAGCUGUCAGAUUUAUUUAGAGACACAGCGUCGAUUAAAGGAUUAAUCAUUACCUUGGGUUUGUUCAUCGGUCAACAAUUUGGCGGAAUUUUUGCGAUGCUCAGUUACACAGAGAGUAUUUUCAAAAUGUCUGGCAGUUCGUUAUCGUCGAACACAUCGUCCAUUAUUGUAGGAGCUAUAUUGCUCCUUGGUGCGUGUCUGUCGACAUCUUUAAUAGAGCGAAUGGGUAGACGGCCUUUGGUUCUGAUAUCCUGCAUAGGAAUGUUUGUGUGUCAUUGUGUAGUCGGCACGUACUGCUAUCUCCAAAGCCUACAAUAUGAUGUGUCCGCUUAUGGUUGGGUACCAGUCACAGCACUAUCUAUUUUCAUGGUGGUGUAUGCUCUGGGAAUGGGCAAUGCACCCGUCAUAAUAAUGUCCGAGAUAUUCGAGCGCGAUAUAACUAGUAUAGCCUCGGCUGUGGGUCUCACUGUAUCCUGGGCCGCAGCUUCCGUCAUAGUGAAGAUCUUCGCCGAUCUCAUCGCUCUAUUAGGUAUGCACGGCUGCUUCUUCCUCCUCGCCAUCUGUUGCGUCUGCACUUUCUUCUUCUGCCUUGUAAUGGUACCAGAAACUAAAGGACGAACACGUGAAGAUAUUGUGGGCGAGCUCAAUGGAGGUAUGCAGUAUAAAAAGAACAAGAAGAAUAUUAAGCAUAUCAUCGGAACGGAUUCAGUGGAGGCUGCUCACGUGUAAAAAAUGUUAUCCACAUGUAUAAAGUCUAAAAACAUUCUAGCAGAAACAUUUAUGAAAAACUGACAUUUUAUUAUUCCUAGUGUUUUUAAAUACGAA
Messenger RNA from Camponotus floridanus (Florida carpenter ant), 1678 nucleotides. RefSeq names its product facilitated trehalose transporter Tret1. NCBI's taxonomy places the organism in Eukaryota, Metazoa, Arthropoda, Insecta, Hymenoptera, Formicidae. Gene Ontology annotation, molecular function: transmembrane transporter activity. The transcript has 4 exons. The record is from RefSeq and is a predicted model, not a curated record. Gene Ontology annotation, cellular component: membrane. Gene Ontology annotation, biological process: transmembrane transport. Bases 116 to 1582 code for a protein of 488 amino acids.